Acaulospora morrowiae is the source of this 1026-nucleotide messenger RNA. The record is from the annotation of a GenBank genome assembly. NCBI's taxonomy places the organism in Eukaryota, Fungi, Glomeromycota, Glomeromycetes, Diversisporales, Acaulosporaceae.
AUGAAUUAUCAACUUUACCUGAACCGUUUCACGUUGUGCGAAGAGACUAACGAAAAGUGUAAAAAGGGGAAUCUUGACAGAAUUGGUGAUAAAGUGAGCGGAAAAGGAUCGAACGAAGUUUUCGAUCAAUACAUUGAAAUAUCGGAUGAUGGUUAUGAGAAGGAGAAGGAACAGAAUCACUUUUUUCAACAAGAUAAUACUUGCGAAAACCCAUCUUCAGUUUUUGAGGAAAACGUGAACGACAAAACAUACCACGGUCAUGCAUCCUCAUCAACCUCUAUUUCGCCAAAAACCACUUUAAAACAAAAAACCAAGAGUGGGAAGCCAGAACGGUCAGAUUCGGACAGACCCUCUACCAAACUUCGAUUUAAUAAAAGGACGAUAAAUCUGGAAGCAGAUACUUCUGACGUGAUUGAAACGAAAGGAAAGUUCGAUGGAAAUUCUACUGCGAUCGAAGAGGACGAAAUGUUCAGCGGAAGUUCUACCUUGACUGAAAAAAAGAAGAGUAGUUCUGACGGAAAUUCAAUAAUGAUCGAAAAGAAAGGAUGUUCCACAGGAAAUUCUACCACGACUGAAGAGAAAAAAAUGCCCAAUGAAAAUUCCGCCUUGACCGAAAAGAAAAGGAAAGGAAAGUCUGACGGAGACUCCACUAUGACUGAAAAGAAAGGAAAAUUCGAUGGAAGGUCUGCUACUACCAGAGAGAAAGAAAUGUCUAUUGGAAGUUCUACCUUGAGUGGAAAGAGAAGGAAAAGAAAGCCUAAUGGAAAUUCUACUUUGACAGAAGGAAAGGAAGAACCCCAUAGCAAUUCUGACCUAACCAAAAAGAAAUCCAGAACAAAAAGUAUUUUAUCGAGUGGUAGAUCUCCUUGGACAAAGGAGGAGGAGAAUAUUUUGAUGGAAGCCGUUGAAGUUCAUGGCGCUAAGUGGUCAUUGGUCAGAGAAUUCAUGAACGGUAGUCGUGCACCGAAUUGUUAUAAGGUCCAUUGGGAAGUUAUGAAGAAAAGGUGUUUGAAUUCGGGGAUUUAA